This is a messenger RNA of Tribolium castaneum (red flour beetle), 5106 nucleotides long. RefSeq names its product phospholipid-transporting ATPase VD. Lineage: Eukaryota; Metazoa; Arthropoda; Insecta; Coleoptera; Tenebrionidae. The coding region runs from base 228 to 4409 and encodes 1393 amino acids. Gene Ontology annotation, molecular function: magnesium ion binding; ATP hydrolysis activity; ATPase-coupled intramembrane lipid carrier activity. The transcript has 10 exons. Gene Ontology annotation, biological process: phospholipid translocation. The record is from RefSeq and is a predicted model, not a curated record. Gene Ontology annotation, cellular component: plasma membrane.
ACGUAACGUUUCGUGGGGGAAGCGUGGGGUUUUCAACCCAUUGGUUGGUUCAGUGAAAAUAGUUCGACGUGUGCGAGUUUAGAAGUUGGUGUUUGCGUGUCCUGAACCUUAUUUUUUAGUAUCACACGUGUGACUUCAUUUUCCAGUGAUUAAUUUACGUGUAAAUCUGAAAGGAAGUCGUCCGGAUCUGGAUUUCAGUCAAGUUAUGAAAGAUAAGAACGCAAACGAUGUCAAACUUCUGCAACCCCGAGCCGCCCACCGGUCCGUCAAACCCUCCGACGGCGCCUCCACCACCACCACCCCCGGCCCAAUGCUCCACGUACACAUUUCCUGAAGUCCGUUCCCCUGAAAGCCGUGGCCACCUCCGUAGCAUCAGCCAUGGAGGUAGUACUUCUCUUGGUGGUAGCAGUUCAGCGGGUGUCGUUGGCCGGCCGUCGGCCCUCAAAGGGGGCCGCGGACACCAACGUGCUUUCUCACAAGGCCAAAUCGGGGCUGAAGCCGUUCGGCCCGGCCAUAGCCGAGUUGGUUCCAAAACUGACUUCAUACUACCUCCUGGACAUAAAGACAGCGAAAAUGUCGUCGGGGGUAGUGUCUCGAAGGUCUCCGCCAAGGGGCACAGUCGGCAGGCGUCGCGAUCGGAGAGUAUUUAUACCUUGCGGCGGUCGGCGCCGCCCCCGUGGUGGCGGCGGUUGCUGUGUGUACUGCUGAGGCGGUCACCCAAGUCCGAGCCGGAGGAAAGGUAUAGGAUAGUGGUGCCGAACCACCUAGUGCCCCCCAAGACGCCGCGGAAGGAGCACCCGAACGGCAAGAGGCCGAAUAAUAAAAUCAGGACUACAAAAUAUACGCUUUUGUCGUUUUUGCCGCGAAAUUUGCUCGAACAGUUUCAUCGCGUCGCGAAUUUGUAUUUUAUUUUUAUCGUGUUGCUCAAUUGGUUUCCGGCGAUAAAUGCGUUCGGGAAGGAGAUCGCGAUGAUUCCGGUUAUGUUCGUGUUAGGUGUGACGGCUGUGAAGGAUUUAUUCGAAGAUCGCAGAAGGCAUGCGAGUGAUAAGAGGAUAAAUAACUCGACAUGUAGGAUAUAUCAGAGUGAGGCCGCCAGAUAUAAAAAAGUUCUCUGGAAGGAAGUCAGAGUUGGCGAUUUGAUCCAUCUCUCGAACAACGAAGUCGUCCCAGCUGAUAUUCUUCUGCUGCGAUCUAGUGACCCGAGCGGCUUGUGUUACAUUGACACGGGCCAUCUUGACGGUGAAACGAAUUUGAAGCAACGUCAAGUCGCCCGCGGAUUCGUUUCAAAACAAGAUGUGUUCGAACCUAGCAAAUUUCGCAGCAAAGUGGAAGUGGAAGCGCCCACAACUAAAAUCUAUCGUUUUCAUGGGGCUAUCGUCCACCCGUCGGGUGAGAGAGUGCCCGUGGGCACUGACAAUAUACUACUCAGGGAGUGCCUUCUCAAAAAUACCGAUUUUGUGGAAGGAAUCGUCGUUUAUGCGGGUCACGAGACCAAAGCAAUGCUCAAUAACGGAGGACCAAGAUAUAAAAGAUCUUCCUUGGAACGACAAAUGAAUCAGGACGUGCUCUGGUGCGUCUUGAUUCUGAUCGUUCUGUGUCUGAUCGGUGCCAUAGGGUGUAAGCUUUGGUUGAACAUUUUUAAUAGGUUGGAGUCUCCGUUCAAGGCCGAGCACUCCGAAGGGACGGAGGCGUUUUUAGCAUUUUGGACCUAUAUCAUCAUUUUACAGAUAAUGAUCCCUUUAUCGCUGUACGUAACCCUCGAAAUGUGCAAAAUCAUCCAAGUGUACCACAUCCACCACAACGUGGACCUCUACGACUCCAUCAUGGACAAGCGCACCGAAUGCCGCGCCCUCAACAUCACCGAAGAGCUCGGCCAAAUCCAGUACAUCUUCUCGGACAAAACGGGCACUUUGACCGAAAACCGGAUGAUUUUCCGUCGUUGCGCCAUCGCCGGCGUCGACUACAACCACCCGAAAAUGGAAGACGAGGGCAAGAACGGUAAACUCACCUCCCUCAGCGUGGUGGCAAACCCGCGCCUCCUCAGCGACCUCAACCAAGUCGGCGCCGUCACCGAACAAAUCUACACCACACGCCAAACCCACGCCGCCAAAAUCCAGGAAUUUUUACUUUUACUAGCCGUUUGUAACACAGUCGUGUGCUCGAGACACCCCCAUUACGACAUGAUGAACGCGUCGGGUUUGAUCGAGGCGGUGCCGAGCUCGUUCAGCCAAUCGGAUAAGUACACGCGGCUGGAGGAGUCUCGUUCGGUGACGCCCUCCCCACCUUUGAAUUAUCUCGAGGGGCGGACGACCGAACUGUCGUGUUCGUCGUCCGAUGUUGAGGUGAAGAAACCCAAACUUUUGAGUUUGCCGCUUUUGGGGCGCAAACAAGGGAGUAACACGAAUUUAACUGACGAACAGAAGGCCAAGCUGAGGUCGUCGACGCCGAGUCCGCACGAUUUGAAGCCGAUUUUUGAAGCCGAAAGUCCGGACGAGUUGGCGUUGGUCGACGCCGCCUUUAAUUACAACUGCAAGUUGUUGAAACGGACACCGACGUCGGUCUGUGUCGAGUUUUUCGAUGAGGGCCGAGUGACUUACGAGAUUUUGGACGUUUUACCGUUUGAUUCAAUCCGGAAACGGAUGUCUGUCAUCGUCAAACAUCCCGUUUCUGGGGAAAUUAUUUUAUUUUGUAAGGGGGCCGAUAGUAGCAUUUUUCCCUAUUUGGCCCCAGUUGAGGACGAUUCCGAACAAAAAAUUCUAAUCAACAAGACGCAAAACCACGUCAAUAAUUAUUCGAAGGAUGGGCUUAGGAUUUUACUAAUGGCCAAGCGGGUGUUGUCGCUCCAAGAAUAUACAGAGUGGAGUAAAAAACAAAGGGAGUUGAACAUGUCACUUGAUAAUUUCGAGCGUAAGGUUCAGGAGAGUUAUUCACGAAUUGAGUGCAAUUUAACUUUGUUGGGGGCUACGGGGAUUGAGGACCGGCUCCAGGAGGGGGUCCCUGAGACUCUUUCGGCCCUCAUGUCGGCAGGGAUUGUCGUUUGGGUUCUGACCGGAGAUAAGCCAGAAACCGCCAUAAACAUAGCCUACUCUAGUAAAUUAUUCUCGCCACAAAUGGAGUUGUUAAAACUCAUGACACGGUCAAAGGAAACGGCCGAAAGCACGAUCAUGUUCUACUUAUCAGAGAUUGAAAACGCAGCCUCUAGUAUCCAAACGGUGUUGCCGACCACCAGCCGCCGUGAUUUGAACCGUUCGGGGCCGAAAAACCGAAGUAAGGCACUGGUGAUUGACGGAAAAACCCUGACUUUUAUCCUUGACCGGCGCUCAAACCUAACUAAACCGUUUCUGAAACUGACCGCUCACUGUAGUUCGGUUUUGUGUUGUCGGGCGACUCCGCUCCAGAAAGCUUAUAUAGUUAAAGUGGUUAAGGAAGAGUUGAAAAUGCGGACUUUGGCGAUCGGGGACGGGGCUAAUGACGUGUCGAUGAUCCAGACGGCCGAUGUCGGGAUCGGGAUUUCGGGCCAGGAAGGGAUGCAGGCCGUCAUGGCGGCCGACUUUGCCUUAUCCCGGUUCAAGUUUCUGGAGCGGUUGUUGCUCGUCCACGGACAUUGGAGUUACGAUCGGUUGUCGCGCAUGGUUUUGUAUUUUUUCUACAAGAAUGCGGCGUUCGUGUUUUUGUGUUUUUGGUAUCAGUUGUUUUGCGGGUUUUCCGGCUCGGUUAUGAUCGAUCAGAUGUAUCUCAUGUUGUAUAAUUUGUUGUUUACGUCGUUGCCGCCGCUUGCGAUUGGAGUGUACGAUCAGGACGCUCCUGAGGAACUCUUGAGGGAUAGGCCGUACCUGUAUAGACAGGGCCGGUUGGGGAAAGUCUACAAGAGUUAUUCGUUUUGGUUGACGAUGGCCGAUGCCAUUUACCAAAGUCUUUGUAUUUUUUUCAUCUGUCAGGGGGCUUAUGCUGACUCUGAUAUCGAUAUGUUUGAGUUUGGGACCACGGCGACGACGGCGUGCAUGUUUGUCAUGUUGUUGCACGUCUCCAUUGAGAUACGGUCUUGGACCAUAAUCCACGUGGGUUCGAUCGUGAUUUCGAUUGGGGCGUUUUACGUCUAUUCGUUCCUGUACAAUUCCCUGUGCGUCAAUUGUUUCGGCUUGCCUAGCACGUAUUGGAUAAUCCAGAAGGCGACGAGUCGGCCCACUUACUGGCUGGUGACUUUGCUGUCGUGCGUUGUCGCUUUGUUGCCGAGGUAUGUGUUCCGGGUGUUGAAGACGCUGCUGGCGCCUGAUGACGUGACGAGGGCCGUGAUGGCAUAUCGCAGGGCUAGUAGAAGAGGUGAGGGCUUUCUCGUAUCUUGGUCAAGGUCUACGUCUACAUCUUCCAUAUACAGGUAUUGUAAGGGGGUGGUGGUUGCUCGCUUUUAGUGCACUGUAGUGUCCUCUCUAUGUAGUCUAAAGAACCACAGAUUCGAGGCCUAAGAAUAACCCUUUGACAGCUGUGGGUUAGACCAGCGUGGCCUUAGGGAAAUAAUCAAAGUGCUAGUAGUUGAAAUAAAACUUGUAUUUUACAGGCUGUGAUGUGUAUAAAUAAGGGACCAAUUAAGUUAUUCCAAAACUGUUAUGUUCGCGCGCGAUUUUUUAAAGUGUAAGUGGAGCAAUUGAUUGUGCCAUUUUUUAACCAAGUUGUGUACUUAUAUUUUAAGCCGAUUACAAACUGCAGUUACCAAUUCGUUCUUUUAUGUUCCUGUUUGAUUAGAUUUCACUUGCCAGAUGAGUUAUAUGCACAAUUUUUCUAAUCUAAUUUAUUUUUGAUGCGAUUUUUUAAAUAUCCAUGACUGUGACUACUCUAUUUUUUAAUAUUUCUAAGGUGCUAAGUGAUGGCAAUGAAACGAAAUCAAACUUUCUUUCUGUUGCAUCAUAUUAUCAUAGACGAAAACAUUUUUAAACACACUUUUUGUACGGUUUUCACCAUUGCCUUAUAAACGUUUUUCUAUAGACUGUGUGAUGUAACAUGAUGUUGAUUUUUUAGAGUAUAAAACAGAAUGUUAUCAGAUAGUUUAUUUUAGAUGCGAUUUAAUGAAUGAAUAUUUUUAUGUACGAAUAAAACGCUAUCAGUAUUAAA